Messenger RNA from Aedes albopictus (Asian tiger mosquito), 2353 nucleotides. RefSeq names its product ubiquinone biosynthesis protein COQ9, mitochondrial. The transcript is spliced from 2 exons. Gene Ontology annotation, biological process: ubiquinone biosynthetic process. Gene Ontology annotation, molecular function: lipid binding; ubiquitin-protein transferase inhibitor activity. Bases 543 to 2321 code for a protein of 592 amino acids. The record is from RefSeq and is a predicted model, not a curated record. Gene Ontology annotation, cellular component: cytoplasm; mitochondrial inner membrane. Lineage: Eukaryota; Metazoa; Arthropoda; Insecta; Diptera; Culicidae.
UCUUCUUCUUUUCGCUUGGUGCAUCAAUCAAUUCCGCUUGCAUGUUUGAAAGAGAAAGGUGAAUAAACGUCAGCAAGCUCUAUUAAGCAACAUUUGCACUCUUGCCCCGGACGUUAGUUUUAUCAUUAUAUUUACCCGUUUACCCGUUUUACCCAAUUCGAUUGGGUAAUAUUUUCAUAUGCAAUCUGAAUAGCCUUUCAAUCGGCGUGCACUUUUGAAAAAUUUGCGCUAGUGAGUUGUCCAAAAAAAGUCUCACGAAACCUACUGCAAGCCUAUCCAUAUACGUGAGAACAAAAGAUGUUUACAAAGUUCUUACAGAUAGAUUAACACGGGAAAUCUGAACACAAACCACUACUACACAGGAAUUUGGAUUGGUCAAGUGUUCGUGUGUUGAAAUGUCACUUACCUCUACUCUCAUUGUUUUCAAACAGCCUACGAAGAAGAUUGUCAAUUUUAUGUCCGCGAACAUUAAAUUUUGCAAAAAAAAUAUUCGUGCGCGAUUUGAUUUUUUAAGCAAUAUUUAAAUACUCAACUCGCUAGUCAUGAGUUUAGUGAAUCAGGUGAAAUCAAAAUUGCUAGCAAGGGAAUACAAAGAUGUGUUCAUGUUAUUGCGUUCGGCCGAAAAUGAAGUACUUCUGCAGACCGAGAGCAUGGAAAUGGUAUCAGCGUUAGUCGAUACAUUGAUCGAGGCACGUACCCUGAACGAAGCGAAGCUGCUUUCCUUAAGUGAGGAUCUGCUUAAAUUGGUAGUUGAAAAAUGCUUGCCACAGGAAGUUCUACUCGAGUUGUUAGAAAAAGUUGAAACAACAAAGGACGACGAGAUCUUCACUAGUUUGCUGAAGGUGCUCCAAGUGGCGCUUUUGCGGCUCAACGAAAGCAAAGUGCGAACGCUGGAAUGGAGCCUAAAUACGAUACUUUCAUAUAUCAACAGCAUUCAGCUUCCUGAUUACGUAUCAAAAGUCGGAACGGAUGAAGAAAAGCUCCUAGAAUGCGACGAAACAAUCCGACGAGUUUUGUUGCUAUACAUGACGAUCCUUCUAUUCCUUGAGCCAAUAUGGAAGACGUUGAACAGCAACGAUAUCAUUUUCAAAACCACGAGUGCAACCAGAAAAAAUGUCGUCAUCUGCUUUAUCCUGCAGCUUAUUGGAAAUCACUUGAUAUACUUGGACGUUCAACAUAAACCCUGCAAAACAACUGAUGCUGGCGUUCCGGAAGAUGCUAAAACGUAUAGUCGUCAAGUUGCGGAAGAUUUGAUGUCAACGGUAUGCAGUUUGCUAGGUGAUCCGUUACUUUUACUACCUUACGGAGAAAGGCGAUUGCGUUGGUCCGGAAGACGUCAUCAGAAUAAUACUCUCACGCAGGACAUUUUCAUGAAUGAAGAAAAGUGCCCCAUACUUGCGCUGGCAAUGUUUCAUUAUCUUUUAUUAGGGGAAGAUGUGCUCCUUAAUACAGCCCCAACGGUUUACACACAACGUUAUAUUUUCGAAAUGGGCUUGUAUUAUUGCACAAAGUUAAUAAGUAAUGAAAACAUUGUUGUGCAUCACAAAGGAUUAAUACUCGCCAAGAAAUUACUGGACAAGUUGGGCCCGGAAAUGCUGUCGCCAGAUAAUCUGGAUGUUGAAAUUCAUCGAACGUUUUGCGAAAGCUUAUCAAACUUAAUUGUUUUCUCCAGUAAUGAAAAACAUCGCAAAGAUGGGACAUUGCUUCUUAGGAAUUAUAUCUUACAAUUUGAUUCCGAGGGCAGAUACCUGGUCAUCGCAAAUCUUUUCAAAAUGGUACAACAUAAUGGAUUGCACUCUUAUGUAGCAACAAUCUACAAAGAUUUGGUGAGCAAGGAAUUGAGCUGCAGUAGUAUACCAAGCACAUGGUAUACUGGAAAAUCGCUCAAACAUUUGUUGCUAACAGAAAUUUGCGUUUUGAAAAAUGGAAUUGAAACCGACUUGGUUGAAAAUGCGGACACUAUAAUCACUGGGCUCAACGUAUUGCGGUUUCUUCUUCUUCGUGAUAGAUUGAACCAGACCUCUAUUUGGGAGUAUACGAGAGAAAUCGAGCAACAAUACCUGGAUCCUCUACGAAAAUCGAUAAAUUUAGCAAAAGCUCAUUUCACAGAAGAACGCUCAAGUAUAGCCCAAGCUCCGGAAUGUAUUAACAGCAACAGUGUAGAUGUUAGUAUCAGUAUGAUGAACGGAGGUUCGCUUCCCGAGCUCACUAAAGAAAAAAGACUUGAACUGCUAACACAUGCGAUGAAUCAAUUCGAUCUAAUGGAAUGUCUCCUUGCAAGAGUUCUUGAUUUUAUGUGUUUCAAACCUUUUACCGCUUGAUUUUUUAUGAAAUACAUGACUAAUCCAGUUAA